Diaporthe amygdali is the source of this 660-nucleotide messenger RNA. RefSeq lists its product as uncharacterized. The record is from RefSeq and is a predicted model, not a curated record. The transcript has a single exon. Bases 1 to 660 code for a protein of 219 amino acids. Lineage: Eukaryota; Fungi; Ascomycota; Sordariomycetes; Diaporthales; Diaporthaceae.
AUGAAGAACACUCUGCGCAGCCUCUUCGGGCGUAAGCCCAAGAACCAGGCAACGAACAAAAAUCUGGAAUCCAACCAAACACCAGCCGUUGUUACAAAACCUGAGUCCGGACCCCGACAAUUUGUUGCCCCGGAUCCAUUCGAGUCGGAAGCGCAGUUCCAAGCAGUCAAGGACCACGUUCAGAGCCUAGCAGCAACGAACCCGGAGCAUUUCGCCAUGAUCUCUCGUGCAGCAAGCUUCAGGACCGCGGAAUUCUGGAUGAUGCAGAACUUCUCAGAUGCACAGGUCGUAAACUCGGGAUGUUUCCCUGGUGAUAUCAGCACGCUGGGCGAGAAUGUACGGCCCGAGGACACGCAGUUCUUCGUCGCGAUAGAUCCUGGCAAUCCGAGGAAAUUCAUUGCUGUGAAUUUGGUGGUGUUCAACUCGGCAUUCAUGAUGCCGGGGAGCGGAGACGCUCUGGAGACGUCGGAAAUGAAGGCUGCGGAGGAAGGGCUGCUGAAAAUGUUGAGGGAAUGGCACAAAGAUGGGAUGAGCGAUGGGUUUCUUGUGAUUUUGUCUAUGGGGAUGGAUUUGGAAAUUUGGAAUUUCUCGGGAAAGGACGGACUCGUUGAUAUUCCUGAGGGAAUUGAUAUCGUGGCGAAGAAGGUAACGGAGGAUUGA